Eruca vesicaria subsp. sativa (arugula) is the source of this 2112-nucleotide messenger RNA. The record is from the annotation of a GenBank genome assembly. Lineage: Eukaryota; Viridiplantae; Streptophyta; Magnoliopsida; Brassicales; Brassicaceae.
GUAAGAAAGAAAUGUCUGCCCAAAAAGCUGUCAAGAGUUCUCACUUCGAGGCAGAAUCCAACAUGGAACAAGAUAUCGUUAGAAAAGCAUGGGUGUUUAAGCCAAGUGGUCUUAACUUCGUAUGGGGUGGUGACUCUCGGUACUGGGUCAUCCCUAAAGAAGACAGGACGCCUGCUGAACUGAAGAUGGUGAGUUGGUUAGAAGUAACCGGUUCCUUUGACAAGGUCGAACCAGGCAAAACGUACCGAAUCGGUUUCAAAAUCUCCUUCACAGGUGAUGCAACAGGAUGGGACAAGGCUCCGGUUUUCAUGUCAGCCAAAGUUGGGAAGAAAGGCAAGACAAUUUGGAAAAGAAUCAAGUCAAUCAACACCAACUUCGCGAAGCUUAGAGACGGUACAGAACCGGUUACCAUACCAGAUGAAACUGAUGGAAGAUUCGAGAUCUUUGUCAGUCCCAACGUACCAAUAACACAAGAAACCAAGCUUCAGUUUGGUUUGUAUGAAGUGUGGACCGGAAAAUGGAAGUCAGGUCUGUUGAUCUAUGACGCUUUUGUUCAAGAAGUGUAACAGAGAUUAUGAAAUCAUCACUUCUAAAGAUCGAAUGUCACAAGAACCUUAUCCAAUUUUAUAAUAAUAUAUAUGUUCCAUCAAUAAGAAUCAGUUUGUGCACAUACACAUACACAACAACAUUCUCUAACACUAUUCUCAGCUCCAACUAUAACCAAUAUAAAUGAAAAACGAAGCUGAUUAAUAAUCUUUGUGUAACCUAACCAAUAGACUUAAAAAUGCUGGCUUAAUCCUAUGAGAGAAGAACUCCUAACACAGCCACUUAUGAUGUGCAAAUACAAAGCUAGACAUAACGUGACUAUAACAGAAGACUUAGCACCAACAUAACUCUAUAACCUCUUCUUGAACCACUUCAAAGCUUUUUCUAAACCCUUGUAGCGUCUUCAACAUUACAAACCAUGAUUGAUUUUGCCGUUUCUAGUGUCACGCUCCCCGUUACAUCAAACAUGAUUACUUGGAACAGCCAAUGUAGUUUAGAUAGCAUUACUCUUGAACUCAUCAUCUUCUUCUUCUUCUAUCACGGUCCUUGAAGAAGAAGUAAAGACAUCAUGAGAGGUCUUAACAAGAGUCUUGAGCGCACCGUUACAAACGGAAACAAGAACGUCUUUGACGCUAUCCUGAUGUUUGGGAUUAGUCAAGCCUUGGAAAAUCUGAUCAUAAGUGUUGAUAUCAAUAGUCUUGUUGAGAUAAACAGAGACAGCAAUGCUUGUGAAUCUCUGAAUACAAUCAGCUAAAACCUCUCUACAUUUCUCAUCACAAAGCAAAUUCACCCAACGAGGAGAAGAAUCACACUCCACACCGUUCUCAUUCUCAUUAGAGUAAUAAUAAAGUCCAAGAACAAGAUUCUUAGCAAAGCUACCAAUCACAAUAGACAUGAAACCGGAUCCAGAUUCUGUUAAAGCCUUAUCGAUCACUCUAUCAACAACACUUGGUCCCGAAUCGUCAACGUCGUAUACACCACGAGAGACACCGAUGGUGAGAGCACGAGAGACGUUAGAGAGGGAUUUCGUGAACUCGUUGGAUUUGGCGAUCUUUGAGAUCUGUUUCAAUGUGUUUGGGAUUUGAUCGGAAUCGGAAUCGAGGAAUGUUUUGAAGUCACGUGAGACGAGGGAUAUGGUUUCGGUUGAGUCGGAGAUUAAUUCGGUUACGGAGAGGAGAGAUGUGAGAAUGUUCGUGAGGCGUUUUCUCUUGGUGGCGAUGGAUGGUAGAUGGUAGAGCUUGUAGGCUCCGUAACUAGAGACGCUGGAGAUCGCUAUGAGCAUUAGCCAUUUUCUUCUUCGUUGAGGUGUAAAGAGAUUCUUCUCUCCUAAUCGAAGAAGGUCCAUUCAAACGGAAACAGGAUUUUUUUUGCAAUUGAAUAUCUCACAAAAUCCAAUUUUGCAGAAUUGAAAAGGGAAUAAGGGUUUGUAAUCCUGAUUAGAUUGUGUUAUUCAGCUCAAGAUGAGUUUGAUAAAACUAAACCAUUGUUUCGGUUCGGUUCAGUUCGGUUUAGAUAUGUGAGUUUAAUUGUGGGCGGAGCUAGGUGAUUCUCUGUUGAGGUCCUUUA